GCCGCAGCGCGAGGCUCCGGCGUCUGAACGGUGCGCGGCGGCCGGCCGGGCUGGCGGGGCUGCUGCGGGGCGAGCGGGCCGGGCUGCGGGCGGCGCUAUGGAUUCUCGUGUCCAGCCCAAGUGCCAGCCCCGUUGAGUGGCCGCCCCGAGUGCUCCCUGCUGCGGAAGCCCCCACCAAGCGCCGACCAUGUCUAUCAUGGACCACAGCCCCACCACAGGGGUGGUCACGGUCAUUGUCAUCCUCAUCGCCAUCGCCGCCCUGGGGGCCCUGAUCCUGGGCUGCUGGUGCUACCUGCGGCUCCAGCACAUCGGCCAGUCGGAGGACGAGGAGAGCAUUGUGGGGGAUGGCGAGACCAAGGAGCCCUUCCUGCUGGUGCAGUACUCGGCCAAGGGACCGUGUGUGGAGAGGAAGGCCAAGCUGACCCCCAGCGGCCCAGAGGUCCAUGGCUGAGCAGGGACGUGGGGCUCCCGGUCCCAUUUGCAGCCAGCCACGAGGCGCCGGAAGGGCAGAAGCACCCAGGCAGGCUGCUGACGAGAGGACGGCUUGACGACUCGCCAGCAUGGCCUCGGCGGGCUUUGCCAUCGCAUGCACUGACUCCUGGGGUCCUGAGCUGGGACUCGGUGGCCCCGGGCCCCCCCCGGGCCUCCGGGCAGGGCUGCCCAUUGCAGGCAGUGGGCAGGCUGACCCUGCAGGGGCUCCCGGCUGGUCCCAUAGCAUUUUUUGUUACUUGAAUGUUUAGCUGAGCCUGUUUUUGAUGGAGCUACUACUGUAAUGCGUGAACUAACAAACCUGUGAACUGUAAAUAAGCCCCAGCAGCACUUGCUCAUGCCUUUUUUCUGAUUUCUUAAAAAUUAUCAUCCGGAGCACCUGGAACCAGUUAGCUGAUGACAGUCCAAAGGAUGAGCUGAGUGGAGAUGGUGGAAGAGGGGCUUAGACUUGGAAGGCACCUGCACCUGGCAGGGGUCUCUCAUGGAUAUCCACAUAUAUAUAUGUAAAGGAAGUGAAAUGUCAAUCCUGAAUCUCGUGGCUGACCAGUUGGGGUGCAUUGGUGACUUUUGCUUGGUCAGCAGUGGAUAGAAGAACUGUGCCCCUCUCUUCUUCCUCUGGAUGGGUUCGGCUGUGAAGCGUCCAUUCCUGUGGAUAGUGGGAUUAUUGCAAGGAAGCUACCAGAGGCACUUGGGAGCUGGUGAAGGACACGUCUGGGCACGAGUCCCGAGGCCUGCCAGGCACCCCGGUAGCAGAGCAGUUCCUGCCCCUUGGUCUCAAGCCUGCCAAGGACUGCCCCGGCCCCCCGCCAGCUUCACUGUCGUCACUCUCAUCCUCGAAAAAACACCAGAGCCCACGGUGGCCGCUGACACCGCGUUGGCCCAGGAGAGACCAAAAGUUGUGUUGUUUUGUUGUUUAAUAUUUUCUGCACUGGACGGGUAGGGGAGGGGAUCCUCGUGUGUUUUCUUCUUCCCUUCCCUCUUCCCUUUUCCUGAGUUAUCUUCCUUCCCUCCCAGAUUACCAGCUGCAGGGCACUGACUGAGUCUGUUUCCUCAGCGAGUCACUGGAGACCGUGAGGCCCUGGGGCUGCCGGAGGGUCAUCUGUGCAGGAAGGCCUCCGUGUCCACACAGAAGCCGCUGGGCUGCCUCCUGCCAGCUGGGGCUUAGCAAGUACUGAAGGGGGGCCAGGGACUUCCGGGUGAAGGACCGGAUUUUUGCAAAGAUGAUGGUGGCCCUUGGUCCCCUUGGUGCCUCAGCAGUCUGGGUCUCCGAGGUGUCCCUUGUAUACAUGUAAAUCAGCUCGCUUAGAUUGUUAAUUCUACCCCUGUAAGCACAUUCCCAGCCGUCAUGUUUAACACGUGCCCGCUGUGGGCAUCCCCAGGCAUCUGCGGGUCAGCCCUGGCUUGACAGGGAGCGCCGGCCCCUAACACUUGGCCCCAUUCUGCCCUCCAAGCCCUGCUUUCCUGGGCAGGGUGGAGGCGUCUCCUCUGGCCUCAUCCAGGGCUCCUUGAAAAAGCAUGUUGAGCUUACCUCCCUUUCAGAACCCCCAAGGGGGAGCUGUAUUUCAGCAGUGUGCACCUAAACGGGGUCAAACAUUAUGUGAUAGCUUGGCGAGGAAGAGGAGUGGCUAAUUAGGCAGUAAUAAAGUACUGCAGGUGGGCUCCUGGGGAACCCCGGGAAAGCAGCUGGGCUUUCUGCCCAGGAGAGGAAAUGCCUCUGGCCCCUCACGGGGGCGGCCCCCUGGCGAAGAGAGAGUGGGAUGACAGUUAAGGUGGGAUUAGCAAAGGCCUUGCAGGCCAAGGGGGUACAGGGGCGGAGGGGGAGGUGUUUGUGUGUCCAGACACAGAAAUCAAGACCAGGAAGGAGAACGGAAGUUCUGACUGGAAGAUGGGGAAGGUUUGCUCUGCUUUUUGCAGGAGGCUCACAAACUGUGAAAGUGUCGGGGUGAGAGAAGACACCGAGUGAGGUUUUGGUCCAUUCCCCUCGUGCUUCCCAACUUCCAAGCUUUCUACCUCUACUUUCACUGCAGCCAGCAGCGCAGGCCUGGUGGUUUUGCUUUCAGCUCAAAACCGGAGCAAUCCAGGAACAACUGGGAUUUGCAUUUUCAGUCUGGGCCUGACCCCUGAAACUGACGACGCUUGAUUUUUAGCUUUACCCUGAGGUUUUUACCAUGCUGGCAGAAUUUGUUUUGAAAUGCAUUAAACUUUGCUUUCUCAUCAGUUUCACUUCUUGGGGACUUUUUUUUAUCCCACUCCCCCCUUACCAGGGAUCACAUCUUUGCAGUUUAACAGGGCCCCUCCAAGUGAGUUGGCAGUGCUGGGGGUGAAUUGUGCGGUGGGCCAUGGUGGGGGUCUCUGGGAGGAAAAUGAAAAUGCCCGUAGAGCUGGUGAAUGGCCACAUAAUAGCCCUUACUGUCCUUAUUUAUCAGUAGCUCUUUUUUUUUUUUUUUUAGCAUAGAUAUCAGAGCCACACACUGAAAUGGCUUAGUAAGUUGUGACCUCUCAUUGAAUUCGCUCUGACUAGCUCAACUGUUGCAUUCAAAUUUUCUGAAUAGUCAGUCAAGAAAUUAGCCUUUCAUCCUUCCCAGCAUCUCAGAAUCAGCAACAGGGAGCCGGGAGGGAACUUUGUGACACUGAGCCACUAAAAUAGGGACUGAUUUUUCAGACAAAUCUUCAAUUGGACUGUGCUGUUUUUGUCUCAAAGCUACCAAGUUUGUGCAAUAAGUGGAAGGGAUGUUGUCCCUCUUCAAUAAAAGUUGAAUGACAUUCAAACUGA
Molecule: messenger RNA, 3262 nt
Organism: Choloepus didactylus (southern two-toed sloth)
Lineage: Eukaryota; Metazoa; Chordata; Mammalia; Pilosa; Megalonychidae
Gene: SNN
Product: stannin
Exons: 2
Coding region: 188-451 (87 amino acids)
Cellular component (GO): mitochondrial outer membrane
Source: RefSeq, a predicted model, not a curated record